GAGGCACUUCUCGAUGUUCCACAUUUCUGGAGUCUUUUGAGUCAGAUUUAGUCGGCGGGUCUCCUAUUUCCUCGGGUGUUAACGAUGACUCAGGGGACUUUUCUAUCGUGGAUUCAUGUACAGCUACUAUGAACGCUCCUUCAGACACUGUAGAUGACCAUGCCCUCCCGGUGCCGCCUAAACGGUCAUCAGUCAGAGCCCCUCGUCGCCAAGGACUUGUCUUACGGAUGGAGCAAAGACUCUUAUGUGGCCUAGUUGAAAACUUGGCUCCUCCGAAUCACAGUGCUACCACGGUGGAGCACGGGAAUCGCACUAAAGCUCGUGCCAUUUGCGAUCAUGUGUACUCUUGUCAAGGUGAUUGGUUGAAUGAGCCUACUCUUCGCCUACUCGAUUUUUAUCAUCUCAUCAAUGACGACGCUCGCCUUUUGUGUUGGCUGGCUCGGCGCCGCCUCAUUUCGAAUCAGAUGCGUUGCAACAAAUCUGGUUGUGAUUCUCCACUGUUUCUCACACCUGACCGCGCCAAUAUGGACGGAUGGAGUUGGCACUGUGGUCACUGUCGUAGAAGACGGUCUAUCCGCCACCAGAGUAUAUUUGCCCACUCUAAUCUUCCGAUCAAGAUAGCUACGCAGAUUCUAUUCCUUUGGAGUGUAGGACAUCCUGAAGAACUCAUUGCGUUUGACGCAGGUACAUCAACACAAGAUGCAGAUGAUUGGUUGCAUUGUAUCAGAGAAGUAUGUCGUGAGACCAACACAUCCAUAAGGGAGCGAAUCGGUGGCAUUGAAGUCGAGGGUAACGGCAACGAGCCGGGUUACUGCCGAGUAGUGGAAGUUGAUGAAUCUAUGUUCAGCUGUUGGUUGCGUGACCCAAAAUCGGGUCCCAUUUUGCGAAAGAUUUGGCUUCUCGGUGGAGUGGAACGAGGUACUGAACGUGUCUUCCUGACUAGAUGUCCAAAAAAUGCUCGGGACGCCUCCAGCCUUAUUCCGAUUAUCAGGGACUUUGUAAAGCCUGAGACAGCAAUCAUCACAGAUGAAUGGGAGGGUUAUGCUUCCCUUGGACGACUCCCCGAAGGCUACCAACACUACGUAACUGAUCGAACCAAAGGCAUCGUGUGUCCUGAUCAAAGUGCUGUACAUAUACAAAAGAUUACCGGCCAAUGGUCGCAUUGGAAACGAAGUUUUGAAAGCCUCAAUGGAACUCGAGCAGACGAGUUUGAAGCCCGUUUAGACGAAUUCCUUUGGCGAAUGCGCCAUUCGAAAUCGAUCUUACAAUCAUUUUGUUACUCGGUCACCUUUAUAUUCAAAGUCUGACAUCUUUAUCCGUUUCAUUUUUUCCUAUCCUUUGUACAUAACUGCUUGCUUCAUCACAGCCCUACUACAUUGGGCGGCCACCUGAAACGACUGUCUUUUUCAUAUUAUAUACGUCGGUCCACUUUCUUGAUCUAACUUCCACAGGAAUGUGUAGUGAUAACACUUUGGGCUCCGUAGCUUGACGUUCAGAGUCAGUCGAUGGCUGUACUUCAGUCCCUAUGUGGGUUGACGAUUAAGUUAAUAAAUGUGUUUGCGAUGUCGUAAAA
Messenger RNA from Dicrocoelium dendriticum, 1573 nucleotides. The record is from the annotation of a GenBank genome assembly. NCBI's taxonomy places the organism in Eukaryota, Metazoa, Platyhelminthes, Trematoda, Plagiorchiida, Dicrocoeliidae.